Molecule: messenger RNA, 1434 nt
Organism: Oreochromis aureus
Lineage: Eukaryota; Metazoa; Chordata; Actinopteri; Cichliformes; Cichlidae
Product: fMet-Leu-Phe receptor-like
Exons: 3
Coding region: 1-1434 (477 amino acids)
Biological process (GO): inflammatory response; phospholipase C-activating G protein-coupled receptor signaling pathway; positive regulation of cytosolic calcium ion concentration
Cellular component (GO): plasma membrane
Molecular function (GO): complement receptor activity; G protein-coupled receptor activity
Source: RefSeq, a predicted model, not a curated record
AUGGCGGAGAAUUCAACCGUCCGGACACUCUCCAAACGCCCCAAAUGGCGGAGAUUCCAACCUUCGGACACUCUCCAAACGCCCCAAAUGGCGGAGAUUCCGAACACUCCUCACGGCGGAGCUACCGAACCUAGGUUAUCUCCACGCCCACACGGCGGAGAAGCCUGCGUCUCUCUCACGCUGGCUGCCGCGCUCCCGCACCUGCGAUCAACGCAGGGUCACGUAGCCGCCUCUAAGGCCUUCUGUACUUACUGUUCGUGUUGUUUCCGCUCAUGGGAAGAGUCUCUGUAUCCCGUCAAUCGCCAUCCAUCCCGAGGGGAGUUCAGACGCAAAACUUCCCGGCCUGGUGACAAGCAUCAAGGCACCAGGGCUUUCCGUCAAUCAUCCCAGACGCUGCGGUGGCGCCUCUCCCUCUCCUCGCGAUGGAGCCACACCAUGUUUCCCAAUGACUCUCUGCCCACCAACACAGUCAAGCCUUUUAAAGAUGACCAGGAAACUAUGGUGGGCAUCAGUGCCAUUAUGGACAAUGUCAGUAUCAUUCUCUAUGCACUGACUGUUGUGCUCGGCAUCACAGGAAACUCUGUGGUCAUCUGGGUGGCUGGAUUCAAAUUUAAGCCAAAGGUCACCAACGUGUGGCUGGUGAAUCUGGCGAUAGCAGACCUGAUCUUCUGCUUCACACGAGUUUUCUCUCUCACUAAGAAGCUCUUCUUUGAGCACUGGCCUUUCGGCCUCUUCGUCUGCAAGUUCAAUGCCUUCUUCAAAUACACCAACAUGUUCUGCUCUGUCUUUCUGCUGGCUGUGAUCAGUCUGGAUCGAGUGCUUUGUGUCUGUCAACCUGUCCUCACAAAGCGUCGUCGCACCCUGUGGGCAGCGAGGGUGGUGGCAGUCUGUAUCUGGAUAGCAGCGAUCCUCUUCAGCAUUCCUUACUUCAUCCAUCGCCAAGUCUACCUGGGCAAGAAGAACCUGAGUACGUGCUCUCUUCAUCCAAAAGAGAAGGCAGAAGGGUACAACAGCACUAAAGUUGCUCUCUACUCCAUCCGCUUCCUGUGCGGCUUCAUAAUUCCCUUUAUGGUGAUUCUGGUCUGUUAUAUCCUGGCCGCUGUGGGAAUCCGACGCACCCGCCUGUCAGGGAAGUCCCGCCCUCUACGUAUACUAGCAUGUUUGGUUAUUGCCUUCUUCCUGUGCUGGGCGCCUUACCACUGCCUCCUACUGGUGAAGAUGGUGGACAGUAAAUAUGCUCUGUUCAAAAUCUGGUACCCUGUAGCAAAGGGUAUUGCCUACUUCAACAGCUGUGUGAACCCGCUGUUAUACUUCUGCAUGGGGCUAAAAGUCAGUGAGGGAUUUAGACAGAGUCUGAUAAGAGUUUAUAAAAGAGGCCUGGCAGAUGACAUAGAUGGCCAGAUGACUCACUUCACUGAUCGCUCUUUGGAUUAA